This is a messenger RNA of Arabidopsis thaliana (thale cress), 1959 nucleotides long. RefSeq names its product Major facilitator superfamily protein. The transcript is spliced from 12 exons. The record is from RefSeq and is marked reviewed. Gene Ontology annotation, molecular function: transmembrane transporter activity. Lineage: Eukaryota; Viridiplantae; Streptophyta; Magnoliopsida; Brassicales; Brassicaceae. Gene Ontology annotation, cellular component: membrane. Gene Ontology annotation, biological process: transmembrane transport. Bases 612 to 1646 code for a protein of 344 amino acids.
CUAGUAUAAGUUUUGUUUGGAAAGGAGUCCUAUAACAAAUUAGUGUAGAUUUUAUCAUUUGGAUCGAAAGUGAAUAAUAUCAUACUAAAAUGGAGUUUAAACGGUUUGGAAAACCCAAUAAAUGAUAUCAGAGUCUAGAUUGAAAAAAAUAGACUUAGAAUUCUAGACUAUAUAAUCGGUGUGAGAGAACCCUCUAUGUGCCACAAAUAAGAAGGUGUCUUAAGAAUCUCGCGAAUAAGGUGGAGUCAUGGUGUCAAAAUUUUGCUCGAGGAGAGGUCCAAUGUUCGUAGUCUUUGGUUUGAAGAAGAGAUUGUUGGGUAUAAACCAACGUCUCACAUCGAAAAUUUUAAAAAAUAGUUUAUAAUAUAUAAGUUAAGUUCAACUUUAACUAAUAUGAGACUUUUAGGAAAAGAGCUCAAUAACAAAUAUGUGCGAGCUUUACUACUUAAACCCGAAACGAAUAAUAUCGUACUAAAAUGUAGAUGGGAUAAGUUUGGAAAACCCAAUAUCUUUCCCACGUAUAUCUCGUUUUGCAACAAGCUGCAAUAUUAGGGUACAGAAGGGAUACCAAUUUCUUUUACGCAUUUUAUGUAAUCAAGACCCUAUUCGAUAUGGUCUGCCAAGGCACCAUUGACUGUCUCGCUAACGCUUAUGUGGCAAAAAAUGUUCAUGGCACAAAAAGAAUAUCAAUGUUCGGAAUUUUAGCAGGUGUCAGCUCGAUUUCCGGAGUUUGUGCAUCACUAUCAGCUCGUUUUUUAUCCAUAGCUUCGACUUUUCAGGUUGCAGCUAUAUCAUUAUUCAUUGGCCUGGUGUAUAUGAGGGUUUUCCUAAAAGAGAGGUUACAAGAUGCUGAUGAUGAUGAUGAAGCUGAUAGUGGUGGUUGUAGAAGUCAUCAAGAGGUUCAUAAUGGUGGUGAUCUAAAGAUGUUAACUGAGCCGAUACUAAGAGAUGCACCAACAAAGACACAUGUCUUCAACAGUAAGUAUUCGUCUUGGAAAGAUAUGGUCAGCUUGAUAAAUAAUAGCACUAUACUCAUUCAAGCAUUGGUUGUUACAUUCUUUGCUACCUUCUCGGAAAGUGGAAGGGGGUCUGCUCUCAUGUAUUUUCUGAAAGCUCGUUUUGGGUUCAACAAAAAUGACUUUGCUGAGCUAUUCUUGUUGGUUACCAUCAUUGGCUCCAUCUCCCAGCUAUUUAUAUUGCCGACUUUAAGUUCUACCAUUGGAGAACGUAAGGUGUUAUCAACGGGGCUUCUUAUGGAAUUCUUCAACGCGACUUGUCUUAGUGUUGCAUGGUCACCAUGGGUUCCUUAUGCCAUGACCAUGCUUGUACCCGGAGCCAUGUUUGUGAUGCCAUCUGUUUGUGGUAUUGCGUCAAGACAAGUUGGAUCCAGUGAACAGGGGAAGGUCCAAGGAUGUAUAUCCGGGGUAAGGGCUUUUGCUCAAGUUGUGGCUCCAUUUGUAUAUAGUCCAUUGACAGCUCUAUUUCUCUCCGAAAAUGCACCAUUCUAUUUCCCUGGAUUCAGCAUUCUAUGCAUCGCCAUCUCUUUGGUAUUCUUUACAUCUACAACCAUAUCAUCAGUUAUCACAAUUAUAUGUUUAUUAUUAAUAAUGCAUGACAUAAUGACAUUGCUUUACAUGCACAGAUGAUCGGAUUCCUUCAGAGUCUUCUGAUAAAAGAUCAUCCUUCUUUGCCCUUAGUGAACAUAACAAUCAACAACCCUUCAAAAGCGGAAGCUUGACAAGAAAUAUAUCAAGAAGCAAAUGUAACUGUAAUAUUGUACAAAUUUGCUUCAAAUUAAAAGUUCAUUUAAAACGAAUACAUAGCUAGAAGCUGUAAAAAUAACUUAGUUUUCUUACAAAGAUUGUCAUUGCAAAUGAAUAAAAUCACUUGUAUAGUAGUUGUUGGCAACUAAGUACAACCGGUCACAUCAACAUACAUCAACUAAGUAACCAAACAAAU